Molecule: messenger RNA, 1153 nt
Organism: Dromiciops gliroides (monito del monte)
Lineage: Eukaryota; Metazoa; Chordata; Mammalia; Microbiotheria; Microbiotheriidae
Product: tricarboxylate transport protein, mitochondrial-like
Exons: 7
Coding region: 1-618 (205 amino acids)
Biological process (GO): mitochondrial citrate transmembrane transport
Source: RefSeq, a predicted model, not a curated record
AUGUUUGAGUUCCUAAGCAAUUAUGCCAGAGAUGCCAAUGGCAGGCUGAGCAACACCAAGAGCUUGCUCUGUGGUCUUGGAGCUGGUGCCACAGAGGCCAUAGUGAUCGUCUGCCCCUUGGAAACCAUAAAGGUGAAAUUUAUCCAUAACCAGACAUCCGGAAAUGCCAGAUACCAAGGAUUCAUACAUGGGAUUCGAGAGAUUGUGCGGGAACAAGGCUUGCAAGGAAUCUAUCAGGGCCUCACAGCCACCAUUGUCAAGCAGGGAUCCAACCAGGCCAUCCGCUUCUUCACGAUGACCUCCCUCCGCAACUGGUACCAAGGUGACAAUUCACAGAAAAAGAUAAGCCCUUUCAUCACAGCCACCUUUGGCAUGGCCGCAGGAGCUGCUAGUGUCUUUGGCAACAACCCGGUCGACGUGGUGAAAACAAGGAUGCAGAGCCUGGAAGCUUACAAGUAUAAAAACACAAUUGACUGUAUCGCCCAGAUCUAUAAAAAUGAAGGCCUCAUAGCAUUUUACAAGGGAACCAUUCCACGCCUUAGCAGAGUCUGCCUGGAUGUGGCCAUUGUCUUUGUCCUGUACGAAGAAAUCAUCAAGUUUCUCAACCUGAUCUGGUGACCUGAGGCCUCGCCUGAGUGGAUGCCUGCACUGGAAAUGCCCCCUGCCCCUUGCCCAGGGGAAUCCCUGAGGCCGCCCAUGGUGAUGGGCGGCAGACCCGACCAUCCACCUCCGUUGGAGCCCCUUUGGUGGGCAUCCUGCAGGAGGACCCUGACCCAGCCAGAGGGCUUCUCCCCCAGCCCUCAGGCCAGCCCCCACCCCAGGCUCCUUUGUGUAUUUGUGUCAGCGGCAUGCUUGAGCUUCGUCCCCCCCUUCAGCUGGAAGAAGCGGGGGCCAAAGCCUCUUGUGCGAGACGCCAGCGCCCAGCGCUGUGAUAGACAAGGACAAGGGUCUGGGGGCGGGCAGUGAGAAGGAGGCAUCUGCAGGGGACUGAGUCCCCACGCCACAAUCUAUCUUGUUAGACCAGGGUGGCAGAGAAGAAGUGGGUCAGUGGUUCUUGGGGGGCAGGACAGGACCCACUGCCAUCUGACAGGGCAGAGCCUGCUGGGGGAUGCACCAGCAGCGCACUCUCGCCUCCCCAGGCUCAUUUGUUCUG